Molecule: messenger RNA, 1378 nt
Organism: Solanum tuberosum (potato)
Lineage: Eukaryota; Viridiplantae; Streptophyta; Magnoliopsida; Solanales; Solanaceae
Exons: 5
Coding region: 207-554 (115 amino acids)
Source: RefSeq, a predicted model, not a curated record
CAUGGUAUAACUUAGAUUCUUCAUAAUUGGAUAUAAAUAUUACAUGAAUAGCACAAUUUUUUAUGUGUCCUCUAUGUUUAUAUUUAGUUUAAAGACACGUUUUUUUGUGAAAAAGUUUAUAUUAGUUGCUUGCAUAUCAUUUUUAUGGCUUAUUACUCUUUCAUGUUUCUUGAAUUUUGUAUAUGUCAGGAGAUUUGGGAAUGUGAAUGGCCAUUCAAAAUUCAUUUAUUUAUUGUAACCAGAUCAGCCUCGUGAAAACCUUAUAUUCCCUGAGGAGGUUCUACCACGUGGAAAGGCUCUUUAAUAGAACUUUAGCCUUAGCUUCUCAUGACCAAGAAAGCACUGGAUUCAUGUGGCACAGUGUGCUUAUAUUUUGGUUCGGAAGCAUUGAGGAAAGGAAAAACAUUGGAGAAGUAGCUUGCUUGACUUCGAUUCUUCGAUGGAGAGUGCAACGAGUGUACCAACAACUUCGACUUGCCCUCAGCUCUAGCCAGUCUCCAGCACCUCAGAUUCCAAGGUGGCUACUUCUGGUGUUUCAUUCCAGAAGGUGGUAGAUGUUGCUAAGGAGUUUGAGAUGAUUCGACGUGAGGGAUUUGAACAUCGUGAGGGCAAGAGGACCCGUCAUUCAGGUGAUUAUGGUGGUGCUCCGCCUAGGAGUCGAGGUUACUUAGGGAGAGGUUAUCACUCUCAGUCUACUAGACCCAUUUAUACUGCUAUACCAGCGUCUGAGGUUGGUUACGCUGGGCAUAGUUCUUCGAGUUCGGUGCAUACUUAACAGGGUUCAUCUUCUAGACAUGUAGGCCGUGGAGGACAUUCUGUUCAUUCAGGUUCCUCUCACCAGCCUACGUCUUGUAGGGGUUGUUUUGAGAGUGGUGAUAUGGGACACUUUGUGAGAGAUUACCCUAGAACCAGACAUGGUGGCUUGCAUCAGGGUUCUCAGGCUUCGACUUUCAGGGCUGCACAACCUCCAACUAUAGGAGGUGUACAAAGUGGCAGAGGUGGUUCUCAUUCAGGUAGAGGUGGUUCUCCUUCUGGUCGAGGUGGUGCUCAUGGAGGUUCACAAUCUGAGGGCGGUCGUACUCACUGUUAUGCUUUUCCGGGUAGGCCAGAGACUGAGGCUUCAGAUGCUGUUAUCACAUGUAUUAUUCCAGUUUGUCAUCGACCAACUAUUGUAUUAUUUGAUCCAGGCUCUACUUAUUCUUAUGUGUCCACAUAUUUUGCUUUGAGUCUGGAUAUAUUAUGUUUGAUUUGCCGGUACAUGUUUCUACUCCUGUUGGGGAUUCUGUAGUGGUAGAUCAGGUGUAUGUAUAGUUACCUUGAUGGGAUAUGACACUUAUGCUGAUUUAAAGGACUUAGAUAUGGUAGAUUUUGAUGUGAU